GUCUGACCGUGUGAAGCUGCCGGAGGAGGUCAGAAGCCCAACUCAGCCCGAGCUGUUCCUUCUGCGGGUGGAUGAACGGGAUGCUGCUGCCCUCCAGAGCUGAACGCGGCCGGUAGGAUGAGAAGGAAGGUUCUUGAAAGCCUUGUGCCGGCAACGAACAGGGAGCUGCGAGCGUUUGAGAAACGGUGGGCAGGUAGAGGAGCCGUAAGGAAGAGGCGCCGAGAGCGGGUCAGGCAAGACAAGAGCAGUGGGAACAGGAAGAAGUUUCUCUGCCGAGACGAGAAAAUGGUUCACGAGGCAAACCCGGUGCGCAAACACCGCAGCGCAGGAGUGGAGCCCAGCGAUCAGCCGCUGACUGUGCCGAAGUCUGCCGACGUCUCAAGUAGACUCCGGUGCUGACGGGCAUCUGUGUCCGCUCUCCGGACGGGCAGAGAAGAGAGGGAGCAGUUACUUUUGUGCCAUCGCUCUGUCUCAGUGCUAUGCUUGGUUCCAUUCUCGUUAACGCUUGAAACGGCGGAUGGAGGCGAGCUCCAUCUGAGGCAGGUGUCUCGGGCACGGCAGGUGGGCAGUGCCGCGUGUUCUCUCUGUGGCCUGGCUUCGGGUCUAGGCGCCUCGUCCUCCGGAGACUAACCCCUUGGCCUUGUUACUUUGUACAAAUAUCGGGUACCUGAACUAGAUCAAAAUUCCUAACCGGACUGCUGUCCCUCACUGCUGGGCUGAAUCCCUUUCCUGCAGAGGCUUUGGUGAAAGGCACUUGCCCAACGUGCAACAGUGUGCGUGUCUGGAAGAGGCGCCUUGCUGUCGUACCUCUCGCUCUCCAGUGAGUGUUUCUUAGGCUCGUGGUCGGUGUUCAGCUGGAAUUGUGUGCAGUCUCCGGGGCUGCGUGUGUGUGCGCAGUGCAGGCAGGAAUGCGUGUGCACGGCUCGAGGUGUGCAGAGCCGAGCGUGUGCCCGC
This is a messenger RNA of Cuculus canorus (common cuckoo), 954 nucleotides long. RefSeq names its product targeting protein for Xklp2-like. Bases 118 to 399 code for a protein of 93 amino acids. The record is from RefSeq and is a predicted model, not a curated record. NCBI's taxonomy places the organism in Eukaryota, Metazoa, Chordata, Aves, Cuculiformes, Cuculidae. The transcript has 3 exons.